UUUUGAUAUUAUUUCUUUACUUUGGAGGUCAGGAUAUAUUUAUGACAGAAGAACAGAAGAAAUAUUACAACGCAAUGAAAAAAUUGGGAUCGAAAAAGCCACAGAAACCUAUACCGAGGCCAGUGAACAAAUUCCAAGGCAUGGUCUUUGAUUUUGUAACCAAACAAGUAUUUGACAUCAGCAUCAUGAUACUCAUCUGCCUUAACAUGGUCACAAUGAUGGUAGAAACAGAUGACCAGAGUAAAGAAAUGGAAACAAUUUUAUCCCGGAUUAACCUUGUGUUCAUUAUCCUUUUCACUGGAGAAUGUGUCCUGAAAUUGAUUUCACUUCGCCAUUACUACUUCACUAUAGGCUGGAAUAUUUUUGAUUUCGUGGUUGUCAUUCUCUCCAUAGUAGGUAUGUUCUUAGCUGAGAUG
Messenger RNA from Fulmarus glacialis (Northern fulmar), 416 nucleotides. Its product is annotated as sodium channel protein type 1 subunit alpha-like. Lineage: Eukaryota; Metazoa; Chordata; Aves; Procellariiformes; Procellariidae. Gene Ontology annotation, biological process: membrane depolarization during action potential; neuronal action potential; sodium ion transmembrane transport. Gene Ontology annotation, molecular function: voltage-gated sodium channel activity. The record is from RefSeq and is a predicted model, not a curated record. The transcript is spliced from 3 exons. Gene Ontology annotation, cellular component: plasma membrane; axon; voltage-gated sodium channel complex. The annotation marks the transcript as partial.